Messenger RNA from Gossypium raimondii (Peruvian cotton), 1259 nucleotides. Its product is annotated as transcription factor MYB1R1. The transcript has 3 exons. Gene Ontology annotation, biological process: response to auxin; response to gibberellin; response to ethylene. Gene Ontology annotation, molecular function: DNA binding. The record is from RefSeq and is a predicted model, not a curated record. The coding region runs from base 97 to 1029 and encodes 310 amino acids. NCBI's taxonomy places the organism in Eukaryota, Viridiplantae, Streptophyta, Magnoliopsida, Malvales, Malvaceae.
CACGCGACUUCAGUAUCGGUUCUUUAUCAUUUCUCACUAUAAACUUGUACGGCCAAAGAUUCCUUCCCAGCGAAAAAUCGGAAAGAAAGAAAAAACAUGGGGAUGCCGCCUGCCACGUGCGCCUCCGCCUCUUCCUCCUCCAUCGUCAACUCUUCUCCGAUCGGUGGCGGUGGCGGAGGAGGUGGAGAGAUCAUGCUUUUUGGAGUCAGAGUGGUGGUUGAUUCCAUGAGGAAAAGUGUGAGUAUGAACAACCUUUCUCAAUACGAACAACCUCAUGAAUCGAACAAGAAUAACAACAAGAACGACAAAGAUCAAGGCGAUGAUAACCUCACCGCCGGUUACGCCUCCGCCGACGAUGCCGUUCCUCACUCCACCGGAAAUCGAGAGCGCAAAAGAGGGGUGCCGUGGACGGAGGAGGAGCACAAGCUGUUUCUGGUAGGACUGCAAAAAGUAGGGAAAGGAGAUUGGAGAGGGAUUUCUAGAAACUUCGUGAAGACUCGAACUCCGACACAAGUAGCAAGCCAUGCUCAGAAAUACUUUCUCCGACGAAGCAAUCUCAACCGUCGCCGUCGCAGAUCUAGCCUCUUUGAUAUCACCACCGAUACGGUGCAGGCAAUUCCAAUGGAAGAAGAGCGAGUUGAUCGACAAGAAAACUCAACUCAGCCAUCUGAAACCAAUGUGUUUCCCAUUAUGCCGGCGACUUUUCCCAUGGCCUUUAACCAGGUAGUUCCGCCGGUUCCAAUUCAGAAUCCGACUGAAAAUCUCACAAUAGCACAGGGGAAUCAAUUGAAUAACAAUGUUCCAACGGCAAAUCUCAUCCGUCCGGUUCCAAAUUUCCCAGCUCUUCAGAGAUCCGAUCUCAACACAGACUUAAAUCCUGUGACGGAUCCUUUAUCGCUGUCACUCAAGCUGUCUUUGCAAUCCGAUCAAAUGGAUUCAUCAUCAUCUUCAACUUCCAGGCAUUCUCCAUUUCAGGUGAUGCCAAACUUUAGCAGUGGAGAUAACAAUAACAUCAUCAGUGUUGCUUAAGAAUGACAAUAAUUAUAUAAUAAGCAAAAGCGACACAAAGCUUAUUAUUAUUAGAGCUUAAAUUUGGAUUUAGAGAAAAUAAAAAAAAAAGGACAUAAGUUUAAAUUAGGUAACUGGUUUUUGAAUCCCUUUGUUUUUCAUGUACAGACUAAAAACAGAACAAAACUGUCAUGUCUUGUUUGCUUCUGUUGUUUUCUGUUUUUAUUUAUGUUAGAUUAAUGCUUCAUUUA